AUGAGUUGGUUGCGCAGCACAUCGCUAACAUUUGCAAGACAGUUGUCCAAAACUCUAGACCCUCGUCAUGAUUACGAGCCUCAUGCUUGCUAUAACUCAUUUUGCAAGCACUGGCAGCAAGCUCAUGAAAUUAUAGUCAAAUCACAGCCUCAACAUCUUCAUGAUGAUGUACUGGGAGUGGUCAAUCACUUAGAACAGCUGACAACCCUGCUUGUACUUGAAGCUAAGGCAAGGGAAAUAAGUCAUAUGUCAAGCCCCGCAUCAUGCCUUGAAUACCUCCUUAGCGAGAACCUCCUUGAUAAAUUAUAUGAAUGGGCCGUUAGUACUGGCAAAUACGAAAACGCUGUUCGUUUAGAACAGUUGAGGCUUUUCGGGAAUUUGGUUACGCAUUAUAAUUCACAGGUUAUAGCUGCUGAACCAUUUCUUCGACCGUUACUGAAAUUGCUCAGCAGUUUUCGGAACGAAUUACUACCAGCUAAUCUCGAAAGUCAAUUAGUGUCUCUACUUAAUCAACUAUGUGUGGUGCUGAUGCAGAAUAUGAAACUCAUAGACCUAUUCUUCCUGAUGACACAGACUAAAAAUGGUUCCCAGGCUGAAUUUAUAAUAGGUCGUCUUCUGUUAUGUUGCGUUCAUCGCGAGGGUCCGGCCGGUUCAGAAGCGAGGGACGCGUUUCUUCUGUGCGCCAAAAUGUCAGCCAGUUGCCCGCCAUUGGCACAUUGUCUACUGGCUGGGAAUGCUUGCCCUAUACUAGCCACUGGUCUAAGCGGUUUGUACUCCUUAUUGCCGAGGUCUUUAUGCGUCGCUCGCCUGCUACCAGAUGACGUGAACAGAGUACACAAGUUAACAUUAUUUAUUGACUCAUUGGAGUUUUGCAAUGCCGUGGCUCAGGUUGCACACCCAUCAAUAAAGAGACAUCUAUUAGAUUUGCUUUACCAAGGUUUCUUAGUGCCCGUCAUGGGUCCCGCAUUAUUACAGAAGAAAGCGGAUUCCUUACAGAGCGGUGCGGUUGAACAAGCGACGGCGAUGGCUUAUUUGGAGCUUCUACUGAGAUGUGUCACAUCUGGAGGCCUUUUAAGGGUCAUACUGCAUUAUCUAUUCACAUAUGAAUACGACGGAGUUAAAGUUAUGGAUGUAUUGCUUGGAAGGUUGGAGGGAAAUUCGCAAUUGUCGUUAGUAACGCUAUCACUAAUGGAAACUCUAAUAGAUCUUAAUACAGAAGACGUUAUGAUCGAGCUUGUAUAUAAAUAUCUAUUGAGCGGAAAUCAUUUAUUAGCUGCGUAUAGAAGCAAGCUGACUGACCCAGAGCCUUAUAGAGAGGCUGCGGUUGCUUUUCUUGGUCUAAGUCCGAAUUGUUGUAUGAGAUCAGUACGGAAAACAAGAGAAUGGGUUGACGAACUAGCUAUGAGUGGAAGAAGGAUAUUGGAUUUUAAAUGUGAUGGUGAUAACGGAAGAGUCAACGGCGUCCACGGAGAUAUUGCAAUGAACAAUCUCGUCCAAGAAGUUAAUUUUGACUACGGUAAUCCAAACGAAACUCUCUUCAGUAACUACCACGCGUAUCUCUGUGAUGCUAGAUUCGAAAUAGUAUCUAGGACGAUAGCGUGCGCUAAUUGGACGAACAAAUACGAUAGUGUAAUCCCUAAACGAGAAACAAAUAAUAAUACGAAAGUAACGAAAGAGAUAGAUGCUGGAGCGCAUAUGAGAGAGCAGGACAGCCUAACCAGUGGCUAUGACACUCUCAAGAACAGUGAUACGUCAGAAAAAGAAGCUCACAGCCUUGGCUCAUUAAACGAAGUUGUUGAGAACAAAAGUGAUAAUAAUGAAAUUAAAGACCAAGAUAGCUUGACCUCUAUGGGAGAAAGUAGUGGUUAUGAUAGCUUCCUAUAUAAACUGGACGAUCAGGAUGAUGAAGGCUUUUCAGAGGAUUCGUUCAAGAAGAGUAUUGUGAGUGUGAAGAAAGAAGUGAGGGAGUACGAAGAACCAGUGAAAAGUUGGAGGGUCAGCGCCGAAACAAUUAUCGGUCCUCUUCUAGCCAGUCUUCUUCGUAAGUCAGCGAGUUUCCUAGAAUCUGAAGUAGCUAUUGCGUGUCGUGUAUCAAGUGUGUUAAGCAAACUAGCCUCUUUCCCCACGCCGAUACUAUCAGCGCUACUUCUUUGUCCCGGGUUCCUGUUGCAACCAAACGUACCAUCAUUGUUCCAAAUCCUGAGUCGUUUAAAACAAGAGCUAGACGAACUAACAUCGGGUCUUGAUAACGUCGGUGAGUUAGUUGAUAAGGCGCGAGUGUUUCUAAUACACCGAGAGAUGGCGCUGACGAGGCGACCGCAGAAACAUGAAGGACAGUCGAAAUCAAAUUCAGCAACACAAAGAGACGAGUCGCCUUUCCGACGAGUUGAGGUCAAGAGACGAAGCAUCUCGUCUAGCUUCAGCAGCAUGUUCAACAGGAAGACAAACGUAUCACCAUCACAACAGAACUCAAACAGCUUACAACAUACAAGCAACGUGACACCAACACAGAAGCGACCAAUUUUCACCCAAGAAGUGUACUGGAAUCAAUCAAUUACGCUAAGAUCAAUACUUAACGCGGUAAUAUUAGACGAAUGGUUGAAGGAACUAUCGGCUAUAUGCGAGGAACAUGCCUUACGUCUUACAGCCGAUGUCUACGAAAACGAUACAUACAUACGAUCCGUGGCAUUAUGA
This is a messenger RNA of Danaus chrysippus (African queen), 2694 nucleotides long. The record is from the annotation of a GenBank genome assembly. NCBI's taxonomy places the organism in Eukaryota, Metazoa, Arthropoda, Insecta, Lepidoptera, Nymphalidae.